CGCCCGAGAUUCGUCCGAUUGAUUCGAUAAGAAUCACUAGGUGUUGGGUUCAAUUCGGGAGGGCAGAUUUUAAAUCAUCCAAAUAGACCAGAACAUUGGACACGCGCAAUCAGAAAUAAAUCGAACACAUCACAUAAAAUGGUGGUCGAUCCAAAUCCUUGCAGUUCACCGAGGUUUGUAAUCAUCGGAUUUAUUUCUUUGGUUCAUUUCGCCUCUAUUGUUAAUUCUUUCGAGAUUUCCUUCCCCAUCGCUGGCAUUAAUAGUGGCGUGAAGACACAAAGCAGAACAAAACUAAAACUUACACCAUUUACACAUACAAAGGAGAAAUUCCAAAGGAAAUGGCCCUCGUCGCUUCAAUCAAAGGCAACAUCCUUUGUUGACCAACAUCCACAAGAUUAUGACCCAGAGAAUCGUUUGGUCACUUCCUUGUCGUUCUUUCCACGCACCUCAUCUUCUCGAGCAAAUACUCUAAAACUCUGGCUGUCUUCUCAGGAACCAGAAGAUAUCGACAUAGAUGCCGGGGAGGAGAAAAGGAAAGAAAACAUCAAUGCUGCACAUGACGAAUUGUAUGAAUUCUUAACGGGACGAACGGGAGGUGCUGGAGCAGAACGGGUUCGCAAGAGGGACCAAAUUAUGGAGUUUAUGGGUCGCAGUAGCAGUGGGGAAGCAAAAAAUCUUGUUCAACCCCUUCGCAAGGAGGACGGCAAGGUGGACAAAGAAUUGGUAAGCCAACAGCAACAGGAAGAACGAGAACUACGAACCAAAGUCAAGUUUGAUUCCCUCUUCUCAGGAAUGCCCACCCUAGAAGAAAUUGUAUCCCGGAGUCCAACCGAGAAAGAGAACAUAACGAAGGACAAAACAACGACCAAGAAGAAAACGAGAAUGACGGAUGACGACGACUUUUCGUGGUUCGAACCCGAGCGGGAGCGAAUCGAACGCGAAUACGACCAGCUGCUUCAAGAAACAAAGCGACGCAUACGUGAAGAACGCCUCGAAGAAGAAGAAGUAGAAAGGCUGAUUCAGGCCAUAGCUGAAAGUGAGGAUGACGCGGAGGAUAUCGAUGGCAUAAGUCAACCUUCCAGCAUACCAGACAACGCCGAAAAUAUUGUCGAGUCCAUCGUAUCACAAGAAAUGAAACGCAUGAUCGAAUCCGUGCAGCUGGAACGAGCAAAGCAACGACUGCAAGCUUUUGAGUCGGAACGAACAUCGGAGCUUAAUGCGAGGGAUUACCAAGGUGUCACAGACGACGUAGUUGAUAACAUUUUCAAAGAAACAGCUGAUCAGUUGGAACAGAGUGAAAUAUUGAAAGCCGGUGCCGACAAUUAUCAACAGUACGAGCGCCUUCGACAACAGGAGGCUUCAUUUAAAGAAGCACAGGAGGAUCAACAAAAUGUUCCCGAAGAUGGUGCAGAUUUGGACAACUGGACCCUUGACAGACUGAACGAAAUGCUGGAAAAAUCCGAAAAUAAUGAGGACGACGAUGGAUCCAUCACCGAUAUUUUAGAAGAGAAUAUCGAAGAACUUCGGAAGCAAAUCGAACGAGAAUCCAAAAAAGGCUCUAUCGAACCACAAACCAUGAAGGAGUGGCAAAUGUAUCAAGCUAUUGGUACGAGAUUGAUGAAAGAUCAGAUGAGGCAAAACCUUGACGCUGGAAGCGGCUUAGAUGGGUUCAAUGCAAUUAUGAACGGCGGUGGCGAUGACGAUGAAGAGAGCAGUGGUAUGAGCAACGUUGACGAAGAGCAGGUUACGCAGCAACUGGAUUCCUGGCGCGAGUAUAUCGAAACAGAAGACAAACUUAGACAAAAAAUUGGCCUCAAGAGCGGUUUCGAAUUACCAUUUGGAGAUCUCGGAACAAAAUUGGACCAGAUCGAAAUUGAAGCAGAGGCCGAAGAAUCCGCACGGAGGGAAAGUGAAAAAGCAAACGCGGGAAAAUCACGUCGCGAAGUACGGCGCGACGUCAACAUACAAGCAAUCGAAGCAAUGGAGGAUCUUAUACGAAAAAGUGAUGGCCGUCGUGCUGAGUUCCUAAAGAAACAAUUGGAAGAAAUAAAGGAAGGAAUGGAAGAAAACGACUACUACGAUACAGAAGAAGAAGAAGAAGAGUUAGUCUCACUAGAUCCAGUUGAUCUAACUGGCGUUUUCACCCAGAGUACAGAUGAUAUCAUAGAAGAAAAGAAAGAGGAGAGCACCUUUUCCUCCGAAGAUAUGGAUGGCAUUAACAAACUAUUAUCUUUUUCCGGAACCGAACCUCAGUACACCAAAAAAGCGGAACCCCCAGAAGAAUCGAUUCCAAAACCCGAACCACCCAAUACUCCAUUUUUCUCUGAUUCUUUUUCCGACUCAACUGAAACUCAAGCCCCCGUCCCUGAUACACCAUUCUUUCAAGACAAUGAGGUCAUCACCGAGGAAGAAGUUGUUGAUGUAGAAAAUAAAUUGGGAAGUGCCGAGGAACAAAGACUUCAAAGAAUGUUUCGUAAGGGCAACGUGCGGUCAUAUGCCGAACAAGAUGAAAUUCGGAAAAAAUGGGAAGAAUAUCAGGAGUAUGAAAAGGGAAUCCGAGACAAAUCUGGAUUGAGCAAAAAGACGGACGAAGACGACCCCUCUCCGUCAUUGACAGAAGGUGUAGAACUCCAAUAUGACCCAACAGAUGUUAUGAAUGAAGAUGGUGAUUUCGAUGCCGAGAAAGUUCUAUCAACAAUUGGACCGCGGCCUACCAAAACGAAGAAAACCCCGGAAUCAGGAAGUGGCACGCCCGCGACUAAGCCGCCUGGUGUAAGCGACAAUGCACAAUCCGGCGUUGAUUCUUCCGAUGUCGCCGAUGCAAUUUACCGAUCGGUCUCGGCUGCUGGUGGGAUCGGAAGGGAGGACAAAGCUACCAGAGAUAAAGAUAGAGCUGAGUACGACGCUUAUUUGAAAAAGGAAGAAGAACUGAAAACAGGUUUGGAUGAAUUAGAAAAUGAACUAGACGAUAUCGACCCAGAAGUUUCCGAGUUUGAAGAAAUGGAUAUCGAUGAUCCAGAUUACGUCGAAGAGGUUUUAGAUUCCCGGCCGGUUGUGAAUCGGAAACGGAAGUUCGAUGAGCGAGAGCUUAGUGAUAUGGGGGGAUUCCUUGCUGGCUCGACUGAUGCAGAGGACAGCGAAGAUAGCGACAGCAUUGAUGGCACAGAGUUUGAUGAUAUUGUACCUGAUUGGUUGAAAAAGGAGAGAGAAGCAUCAGGAAAAACGGAGGGAAAAAACCUAUUUCGCAAGAGAGACAGAAAAACGACAGGAAGAAGCGAAGGAAAAGGUAUUGGCGGCGCAUUUUUAGGGAACAACGAAGUAUCCGAUGAUGACAAUUACGAUACAGAAAGUCUCGAGGAAUAUGAAAAACGUCGUGCAGGUCAACGCACUAACAUGGGUAUCGAUAUCAGGGAUGCUCUUGGGAGACGGGGACCAGACGACAACUUGGACUAUAGGUCCAGUACUGAACGAAAGGAAGGUKGUUGGGGAGCGAAAGAUUUCGAAACCCGGAAGGCCAAGUUAUUGGAUUACAUACAGCUCGAUCCUUCGGAAUUGAAUAGUCUGAUUGCUCUCAAAGAUUCUGCAUAUGCGACUGGUGCUUCCCAGUACCUCCCCAGGAUCAAUAAGCCUUUCAAGGAGUUUGGAGCAAUAUUCAGGCUUGAAGGUGUACUCGUUGAUAUCACAGGAUUGCAGCAGAAAGCGUGGAAUCGUGUUGCCGCUGAAUUUGGAUUGGAAGAGCCUUUUCUUGAAGACGUACGCCGCGCAGCCGUACUAAAACCUGAAGAUGCAGUAAAAGAGGUUUUCUUUACUUCCAUGGGUGACUUCAUUUUGGUCCGAAGAAUCGUGGAUGCGUUUCGGCGAAUUUUCAGACAAGAAUUCAAUGCAUGGGCAACUACUGAAGGUUUCGCUUCAGAGAUCGAAGGACCAAAUGCCGACAGUACCUCCAGAACCAAUUCUUUUGCUAUUGGAUUCGAAGAGAAAGUGGAUGAAAUAGUCGAGCAAGAAAUUCAAACUAGAUCACCAUCGGACGAAGGAAGCAGAUUAAGGUACCUGCAGGAAGCAUGGGCGAAGACAGCAAAUCAAUUCGGCCUUGCACCCCCAACGAACGAACAAAUCGCUGAGAGUUCAAUAGUGACCCCAGAUAUUGCGGUGAGCAAUAUUUUUGGAUGGUCUCAAGAACAGAAACAAAUUAACAAGAUCGUGUCCGCUUAUUCUAUGCUACAGGCAGGGGGAAACAUUUCUUUCGACGAAGAAAAAUCUAUUUCUGCCUCACCAAGUGUUCCUACCAACCGACCUCUUUCCCGCGAAGAAAUCACGGAUGAGAUGAUUCUAGAACUUCAGUUCAUGGCGUGGGGGGACGUUGCGGAAGAAAAUUCGCUAGAUGUUCCAAACCCAGAAGAGAUAUUGGCAGCUUCUUCAAUAAAUAAUCCAGAAAUUACCAUACUCGAUGGAUUUGGUUGGACAAGUGACCCUACUUUGGCAGCCGAAUUAGCUUCAAGUUAUGUCGACUACCUCAGCGAGUAUAUUAACAAAUAUAUACACAAUCGUGACUACACUCCCGUACCAAGAGAAAGUAAGGUGGGAGCGACUGAACCGACUAUGGGUAGGGACGAUCCAGCAUUUCAGAUGGCAACAGAAGAAGAAAAAGCAAUUUUAUCGAGGCAAACUGAUGCUUGGACGGAAACUGCAGCAGCAUUUGAUUUUGAUACUCCUACAAUAGAGCAGAUAUUGUCAGUGGCCCAUAUGACUCCUGAAGACGCAGUUAUUAAGAUACUGUUGACGAAUUUCAAUAUUGAAGAGUGCGACGUAGAGCAAGAAGACGAAUUUUAUGAAUUACUUCCAGAUAUCAUCGAGACAUACGAGUUCGCACUGAAGAAAUCCUCGGCCGGAAGCAAUGCGGUGGCAACAGGCGCAGCAAUAGUUGAGGAUGGUAACAAUGCAUCGAUAAUCCCAACUGAAGACGAAAUUUUGGAGCAAAAAUUCACUGCCUGGAAAGAGACAGCUGAAGAAUAUGGUUUUAACGCCCCUUCAGCGGAGCAGAUUAGGUCGACAACCAACAUGCCCGUUGAAGAUAUCGUACACAAGUUGAUUCUGAUGAAUAACGAUAUUGACAACUGUGCUUCGGAUCAAGUAGAAGAAUUUUACGAGGUUUUACCAGAUAUUAUCGAGGCUUAUGAGUUGGCGCUUGAACAAUCCGCCACAAGUUACUCUUUCAACCCCGAAGGUGCCGCUGAAUCCAUUACCGAUUCUUCAAGAGAAGUGAGCCAGGACGAAAUAUACUGUGCCUCUUUCGAUUCAUGGACCAGCGUUGCAUGGACAUUAGGAUUUCGUCUACCGACUCAGGAGGAUGUCCAAUUUGCAAUGACUGUAGGCCCCAAGGAAGCUAUUAUGGGAGGCUUCGGCUGGACCAACAGCGACGAAGAGGCUGCAAAAAUUGUCGAGCAGUACCUGAUUCAGAUCAAGGCGAGACGCGACGAGUGGGUCAAGAAGGGAUACACAACAACCAUUGAGUUCGACAACAACGACAUCGAACAGGACGAACUGCUGCCCGUAGAGGCCAUGCCGGAUGUACUAGACUUGAUCAGGUCCCUGAAAAAGGUCGAAAUGGGACUGGGCGUCGUCACCAACCUGGAACGAGACCAGAUGAAAAUAUUGCUCGACUAUGCCGGGUUGUCGGAUCUCUUCCCCGAAGGCAACCGGGUGUCGUAUUCCAACGGGUACCUCCUCGACAGCCAGCAGCUGCUGGGAACCUCCCUGCGCAUCGAGCGGCGCCCCGACCACUGCGUCGUCUUCGAUUCGAGCCCGGCGGCAAGCGCGGCGGCCCACGAGCACGACAUGAGAAGCGUGGCGCUGAUCGGCGCCUUUCCCCGCUACGAGCUGCUCGACGCCGACACCUCGCCCCUCUCGGUCACCGAGCUGACCGCUACGAACAUCCGGCGGCUCUUUGGGGAGCGCAUCUACGACAAGCCCAUGCUCGACACGGAGGGCGAGAACCCCCUGGAGGCCGGCAAGCAGGUGAAAAUCAAGACUCAGUUCGAGGGCGACGAAUAGAUCGACGGCGGCAGCGAUUCAACGAAACUCAUCAUGCACAUAAUAUUAUCGAACAGUUUUGUUACAUGAAUACAUCUAAAUAUGAUAG
Molecule: messenger RNA, 6139 nt
Organism: Pseudo-nitzschia multistriata
Lineage: Eukaryota; Bacillariophyta; Bacillariophyceae; Bacillariales; Bacillariaceae
Source: the annotation of a GenBank genome assembly